This is a messenger RNA of Carica papaya (papaya), 1835 nucleotides long. Its product is annotated as aspartyl protease AED3. Lineage: Eukaryota; Viridiplantae; Streptophyta; Magnoliopsida; Brassicales; Caricaceae. The record is from RefSeq and is a predicted model, not a curated record. Gene Ontology annotation, molecular function: aspartic-type endopeptidase activity. Gene Ontology annotation, biological process: proteolysis.
UAUACAUGCCAUCCCACUAAUACAUACUUACAACUCCCUUUCCACUCCUAUAUAUACACCCCUCCUUACUUCCACCUUCCCCUGCCUCCUUCCACACUCACACAUCUAACUGACACAACAAUGGAGAAAAUCCACCUCCCCAAUUUCUCUCCAACCCUAACCCUUACCCUAACCCUAACUCUCUUCAUCCUCUCCUUCUCCUCCGCAACCCAAACUCUACCCACCAAGUCCUGUUCCACCCAAGACCACGGCUCUACCCUCCAAGUCUUUCACGUUUACAGCCCCUGCUCCCCAUUCAAACCCACCAAGCCAGUAUCAUGGGAGGAAAGCGUUCUCCAAAUGCAAGCCCAGGACCAAGCCAGGCUGAACCAGCUCCUCUCGUCCAAAGUCGUGGCUCGUAAGUCGGUGGCGCCCAUAGCGUCUGGCCGGCAGAUCGUGCAGAGUCCGACUUACAUUGUUAGGGCUAAUGUUGGGACUCCGCCGCAGACGCUUCUUAUGGCGGUUGACACGAGCAAUGAUGCUGCUUGGAUUCCCUGCAAUGGCUGCGUUGGGUGCUCUUCUGUUGUUUUUAACUCUGGUUCGUCUUCUACCUUCAAUCCUCUUGGCUGUGACGCUGCUCAGUGCAAGCAGGUCCCCAGCCCAACAUGCGGCGGCGGCUCCUGUUCCUUCAACAUGACGUACGGCGGCUCCACCCUGGCCGCCAACCUCUCGCAAGACACCAUGACUUUAGCCACCGACCCGAUCCCGUCCUACACCUUCGGCUGCAUCCAGAGAACGACGGGCUCGUCCGUUCCGCCGCAGGGACUUCUGGGACUCGGCCGAGGAUCUCUCUCUCUCCUUUCUCAGACUCAGUCUCUGUACAAAUCCACUUUCUCUUACUGUUUACCCAGCUUUAAGUCGCUGAACUUCUCUGGGUCUCUGAGACUUGGGCCUGUCGGACAGCCGUUGAGAAUCAAAACUACUCCUUUGCUGAGGAAUCCUAGGAGAUCGUCGCUUUAUUAUGUGAAUUUGGUUGGUAUUAGAGUUGGAAGAAAGGUGGUGGAUAUUCCUCCUCCCGCUUUGGGUUUUAAUCCCACCACCGGCGCCGGCACCGUUUUUGAUUCCGGGACGGUGUUUACUCGGCUGGUAACGCCGGCGUACGAGGCGGUGAGAAACGAGUUCAGAAAACGAGUUAAAGGCGGGGGAAACGUGACAUCUUUAGGUGGAUUCGACACGUGUUAUUCCGGCUCCAUUAUUACACCGACAAUAACCUUCAUGUUCGCCGGAAUGAACGUCACUCUCCCGCCAGACAACCUUCUCAUCCACAGCACCGCCGGCAGCCUGUCUUGUCUGGCUAUGGCCGCCGCUCCCGACAACGUGAAUUCCGUCCUAAACGUGAUCGCCAGCAUGCAGCAGCAGAAUCACAGAAUCCUCAUCGACGUUCCCAAUAACCGGCUCGGCGUGGCUCGUGAACCCUGCAGCUAGCUAGCUUAAUUUUAGCUAUAAUCUUUGAUGGUGUAGUAGUAGUGGGUGUGAGGCUUUUUUUUCUUUUUUGCUUUUGUUUUUUUUUUUUUUUUUUGUUUUCCUGUGGUGGAGGUUUUGGGAAAGUGUGAUAGUGUACUGACUGGUAAAAAAGCGAAGGGUUUGGAGGAUGAAGACGAAGAUGACGAGGGAUGACGUGAGAUGUUCGAAAGUGAGUUCUGAGUCACGGGUUCGAGUUGGGCGUUGUGGCGUAUAAGGUGUCUUGAUGUUUAUUGUAUUGUAUUGUAUCACGGGGUUAUCUUGAAGGAAGAGCCUUUAAGAGAUUAUUCGUCAGGAAUUUUCAGUUCUAAUAAAUUAUGACAUCAUUUUGUUUU